AUGACCGCACCUCGAGGUGAUGAAGGGACAAACCACACCCACCAUUCAGAGGCCUCCCAGGGUCCCCUCCCCCUGGAUAAACCAGAUCAUCUGUCCCUCACUUUCCUCCAGGGUACAACAGGGAAGUCUGCUGCUUGGAAUGCUCAGGACCAAGCUCCAGGCCUCCCAUCCCCCAGCUUAGAGCCCCAGUCACCCGCGUGGCCACACCAUGACGCAGGAGCCACUCAGGGGCCCCUGAGACUUCUGGGCAGCAACCUGGGAAACGCGUGGAGAAGGGAGAGCGACUUGCUGAGCCUGCGACAGUCCAGCCUGGGGACAUGCAGGGACAGUGACACCAGCCUGUUGGACAGCGGGUAUGCGGGGGAUGAGGAGAACAGCGAGGUCAGCCUGGUGGCCAGGAGACACAUCGUGAGGUUGCACAGAAGUCUCAACACCCAGACAGACAGCGCCCAGAGCAGCCAGCUGUGUGCCGUCUACUCCCCCAGCCAGAUAAGAGCCAGCCGGGCGCACAGAGCAGACCAGGCUGGAGGGGAAGAGCGACACCAGCCUGCCCAGCAGCGGCAGCGGCAGCGGGGCCAGCAGCCUGACCAGCAUGAGCUUCAUCACCAGGCCAGCAGCCGCCAGGGCACGCGGGAGGACGGCGGCGUGCAGACCGGGGUGAAAAGUAACACCAGUCUGCAGGAGGACGGGGCCGGAGGCAAGGCCAAGGCCAGCGACCAAGGUCGGGGGCAAGGCCAAAGCCAGGCCACCGAGGGCAAGCAGCCUGCCCAGACGUGCGUGCCUGCAUGA
Puma concolor (puma) is the source of this 789-nucleotide messenger RNA. The record is from RefSeq and is a predicted model, not a curated record. NCBI's taxonomy places the organism in Eukaryota, Metazoa, Chordata, Mammalia, Carnivora, Felidae.